Molecule: messenger RNA, 1185 nt
Organism: Arachis duranensis
Lineage: Eukaryota; Viridiplantae; Streptophyta; Magnoliopsida; Fabales; Fabaceae
Product: protein FAR1-RELATED SEQUENCE 5-like
Exons: 2
Coding region: 1-1185 (394 amino acids)
Biological process (GO): regulation of DNA-templated transcription
Molecular function (GO): zinc ion binding; nucleic acid binding
Source: RefSeq, a predicted model, not a curated record
AUGCUUGCCGACGUGGAGGUGGAGGAGUUUGAAAGGCAAUGGGAGGCAAUGAUGGAUGAGUGUCUUGUUAGGGAAGUAGAGUGGGUAAAGGAUUUAUACACGAAGAAGAUGGCAUGGGCUACCGCUUACAUACGCGGUUGCUUUUAUGCUGGCUUGAGGACGACAUCACGAUGUGAGUCACUGCAUGCAAAGAUGGGGAGGUUUGUGGAGAGGCGAUAUGGAAUAUUGGAUUUCGUGACGAACUUCCAACGGUGUGUUGAAUUCUUGAGAGAUAAUGAGGAAGAGCUUGACUUUAGGUCGUUGUACGGGAGCCCGGUUCUUCAAACUCAGUUUCCGGAGCUAGAGAAGUCUGGUGCAGUGAACUACACGAGGGAAAUAUUUUUGCGUUUUAGAGAGGCCCUAAAAAGUAGUGUUCGGGUUACUAUCGUGGAGUGCAAGAAAUUGGAGGAUCGGACAGUUUAUGUGACACAAAAGUAUCGCAGGCCGCAAUCCAGGUGGACUGUUGCCCACCACUUUGGGACGGAUUCCUUUUUUUGUAGUUGUAUGAGGAUGGAGUCGUUCGAACUACCUUGCGUGAACAUACUUGCAGUGUUGGUCCAGUUAGACAUAGGUUAUCUUCCAAAAAGCCUGGUGUUGCAACGCUGGUCGAAGACGGCCAAAGUUGAAAUCGAGGGCCCUUCCAUCAUGAAUGAACCGGGUGAAGCGAAUGAGGUAUAUAGGAGCCGCAUGGGUGCUUUCCUGCAGCAUUGUAAGCGGUUGGCAAGAGUUGCGUGUAUGCGAGAGAGUGAUUUCAAGAGCUGCUUGGAUAGGAUAGUUGAGGAAACUUAUGUGUUAGAGAUGAAGAAUGGUGUUGGGACCGCUGCCCAAGGGACUGCCGCCGGUGGCCAAGAUGGAGUGCGUGAUCCUGUUGCAGUUCGGACUAAGGGAACAGGGCGUGCGCAAGAGCCUUUUGGUUGUAGGGGCAUAAAGAGGCGUAAGUGCAGCAACUGUGGAGUAGUGGGCCAUCGUCGAACCCGUUGCCCGAGUGGUCCAUGUAGCCAGCCGGUGUGUACCCAGGACCUCGCUGAAGGUGCUUUAGGGCGGGAUGAUUCACAGAGCCAUGGCACGGUGUCCGGCAACGACAAGCAAAGUAAGAGUCGAAGGAGGACCGUGCAUGUAACUUCAACCCCUUUGCACGAUGCAUGA